Molecule: messenger RNA, 294 nt
Organism: Metarhizium acridum CQMa 102
Lineage: Eukaryota; Fungi; Ascomycota; Sordariomycetes; Hypocreales; Clavicipitaceae
Source: RefSeq, a predicted model, not a curated record
AUGGCAUCAACUAUUGGAAAGAUAAUCCCUCUCGUUAUCGCUAUCCUCCUCGUAUCUGCCAUCGCGUGGGUUCUAUACCAAGUCUAUGAAUCAGCAACCAAGUUUCGCGACACGGCGUCGGAGCGAAUGGGCAAGAAGAACGUCGUCUUCACCAAGGACGGCGUGCGAGUUGGUGUAAAACAUGUGCAGAAUGAGAAAUACGUUGAUAAGACCCAGAGUUGGGUCGUGAAGGCCUGGAACCUGGGCCAGCCGCAGUCACAACCUAAGGAAGACUUGGCAAGGCGAAGGAAAUAG